Molecule: messenger RNA, 1208 nt
Organism: Cynara cardunculus var. scolymus (artichoke)
Lineage: Eukaryota; Viridiplantae; Streptophyta; Magnoliopsida; Asterales; Asteraceae
Product: F-box protein At2g27310-like
Exons: 1
Coding region: 149-1111 (320 amino acids)
Molecular function (GO): protein binding
Source: RefSeq, a predicted model, not a curated record
ACAAGGGUGUUUAUUGCAAUUAUUGAAUUUACGAAAGGAUAUAUACCCCAUGCGACAUUUUACGGCUUCUCACAAAUCCGUUCUAGAAACAAAAAGAAAUCCCAUAGUCAUCACUUCCGCCAUUUUAGAAUAACAGAUCAAGAAAUCCAUGGCGAUCGCUGAUAUCCAUCAAGAUAUCAUCAAAACCCACAUCUUGACCAGACUCGACGGUCAAACUCUCUCCGCCGCCGCAUGUGUAUCCUUGCAACUACAAUCCCUUUGCUCCGACGACAAAUUAUGGUCCGGUAUUUGCUCUGCCAAUUGGCCCUCCACCGAUGACCCUCUAGUCCGCCAAGCCAUCUCCAACUUUCCCUCCGGCCACCGUUCCUUCUUCUCCGACUCCUACCCAUUUCCCUCCCACCGCCUCACCACCACCACCACGUCACCGUCUGCACCAACAUCCCAAAUCAUCUCCGCCGUUGACCUGCGAUACCAUGACGAACUUGUGUUUUCGAAAGUUGAAUCCACGAACAUCACACACAGCGACUGGUUCCGAUCGUCCCCCUUUCGUAUUGAUCUUCUUGAACCAAAGGAACUCGUCCCGUCAGCCGUAAAAUUCUCCGGCGACGAUCACGUAAUGCAAUCGAAUCUUGAAAAACACAUGACGUUGAGUUGGAUCCUGAUAGACCCAAUCCAACACCGGGCAGUAAAUCUAUCCAGCAUAAAACCCGUUUCCGUCCACCGGAACUGGUUGACUGACGACAUAGAGUUGACCUUCGCCGUCGUGACCGCCACCUACGUGAAGUGCAACAUAGAAAUGACAUGUGGGGUAAAAGAAGGCAGCGGGGAGGUAUACGUGAGUGGGGUGAGUUUAACGGUACAAGACGUGGAUGGCAAGUGUUUGAAUGGGAAGGACAGUAUGGUAAUUUUACAAGGACUUGCGGUGGCGCAGCGGCGGAGCAGGAAACACAGCGGCGGAGGAGAGGAGGAGAGAGAUAGGUACAAAGAGUAUAUUCAAAGGAGGAGAGAGAGAGACGAGAAGACGGAGAGGAGAGAGAGGCGGCUUGACAUGGCUUGCGUUGUUAGUGGGGUAGCCUUCUUCGUGGCAUUUUGGUCAUUUGCUCUCUUUUAAGUUUUACAUUCAAUUAUGCCUAAAAACGUAACAGUGAAAUUUCUCCGUACGUUUAUUUGGCAAGAUUCUUUUAUUGAUUCCAUUUUUUAUGAUAUAU